AUGGCUCUCAAAGUCGCUCGUCUCACGCGCGGACUUGCUACUGUAGCGGGGGGCCACUCACGUCCACCUCUCAGCGGCCUCACUGCGAACGCCCGGGCUCGGGCGGAACAGCUAUCUUCUGAAUGGAAAGGAACUAAUGCAUCCGGAGGGAAUACGAAGAAUUAUAUAGGGGGGCAAUUCGUCGAGAGUUCGACUCAGGACUGGAUCGAGGUCCUGGAUCCUUCGACGCAGACGUUGUUGACACGCGUUCCCGAGACUACUUCGUCGGAAUUUCAGCAAGCGGUCGCGGCUGCCUCUGACGCGUUUAAGACAUGGAGUCGGACGAGUGUCCUGACUCGCCAGAAGUUUGCCAUGGAGCUCCAGCACCUCAUACGGAAGAACGCGGAUGCGCUGGCGAAUAGCAUCGUUCUUGAACAAGGGAAGACAUUUCAAGAUGCACAUGGUGACGUGCUCAGGGGUCUCCAAGUCGUCGAAACCGCUUGUGGAAUAACGUCGAGCAUAAUGGGGAGCAAGUUGGAAGUGAGCAAGGACAUGGAUACUGAAACCCGAAGAGUGCCACUAGGUGUCUGUGCUAGCGUAGCACCCUUCAACUUUCCCGCUAUGAUACCUCUAUGGACCAUACCGGUUGCAUGCACAACAGGCAACACACUCGUCUUGAAACCAUCUGAACGUGAUCCCGGUGCUGCCAUGAUCAUUGCGGAACUUUGCGAACGGGCGGGACUUCCACCCGGUGUUCUUAACAUUGUUCACGGAACUAUACCUACUGUCAAUUCCAUCUGCGAUCAUCCUGCCAUCAAGGCGAUCAGCUUUGUUGGGGGUGAUCGUGCAGGAAAGCAUAUAUAUGACCGGGGCACUCAAAACGGGAAGCGGGUUCAGGCGAACCUCGGUGCCAAGAACCAUGCUGUGAUCAUGCCGGACGCAAACAAGAACCUCGCGCUUAACUCUAUCAUUGGCGCUGCAUUCGGAGCGGCUGGCCAGCGUUGCAUGGCAAUCUCUGUUGCAAUUCUCGUCGGUACCGCUCAAUCCUGGCUUCCCGAACUUGUGGAUCGUGCAUCGAAGCUGAAUGUCAACGGCGGUUUUGAGAAAGACGCCGAUCUCGGACCAUUGAUAUCACCCGCCGCAAAGAAGCGCGUUACUGAGAUCAUCGCGUCCUCAGAGGAGGAGGGUGGUCGCAUUCAUCUUGACGGUCGAGGCAUCAAUGUUCCCGGUUAUCCGAAUGGCAAUUUUGUGGGGCCAACUGUUAUCGAAGCAGUGACAGAUAUGAGAUGCUACCGAGAGGAAAUCUUCGGACCCGUCCUUGUCGUUCUUACUGCCGACACCCUAGAUGAUGCGAUUGCCAUCGUCAAUGCGAACAAGUAUGGCAAUGGAACCGCGAUCUUUACCCAGUCAGGAGCGACAGCCCGGAAGUACGAACGAGAAAUUGAAGUAGGACAAAUCGGGAUCAACGUCCCGAUACCCGUCCCUUUACCCAUGUUCGGCUGGAGUGGCAACAAGGCCAGUUUCCUCGGCGACAUCGCCUUUUACGGCCCUAGUGGAAUUAACUUCUAUACUCAAACGAAGACCACGACUAGCCUAUGGCGAGCUGAGGAUGCCACUGGAAACAAGGCAUCUGUAGAUAUGCCUACACAUCAUUGA
Messenger RNA from Punctularia strigosozonata HHB-11173 SS5, 1635 nucleotides. RefSeq names its product methylmalonate-semialdehyde dehydrogenase. NCBI's taxonomy places the organism in Eukaryota, Fungi, Basidiomycota, Agaricomycetes, Corticiales, Punctulariaceae. The record is from RefSeq and is a predicted model, not a curated record. Gene Ontology annotation, cellular component: mitochondrion. The coding region runs from base 1 to 1635 and encodes 544 amino acids. Gene Ontology annotation, biological process: L-valine catabolic process; thymine catabolic process. Gene Ontology annotation, molecular function: malonate-semialdehyde dehydrogenase (acetylating, [NAD(P)+]) activity; methylmalonate-semialdehyde dehydrogenase (acylating, NAD+) activity. The transcript is spliced from 19 exons.